AUGGGCGCAGAUCCCCAGUACGUCAAGUGGCCUCUGCUGCCGCUGUCCCAGCACGUCUUCACCCUCACAAACGGCUAUGCCUCCAAACAGUCCCAGCUGGCCGCCGUCAAGGCCCUGCAAGACGCCAUCGCCCAGGACAAGAUGGCGCCCUUCUACCGCUACCUGGCCCACCCCAUCGAGGGCAUCCUCAACGCCGUGGGCGAGAGCAGCUCCUCGGCACCGGGCAGGCCCCCCAGCCGGAAAUCCAGCAUGGUGGCGACCAAGGCUGCGACGGGGGCCGUCAACCUGCCGUGGGACGAGGACCUAUACAACAAGCUGAAGGAGGACAACGACAAGGAGCUGGCCGACUUCCAGAAGGAGCAGGACGAGGCCGAGGAGCAGGCCGGUGACACAGAGGUCAUGGCGGCCAAGGGCAAGCGAGCCGACUUUUGGGCUCGAGUGGGCGACAAGGACAAAGCAAUUGCCGAGUUCGAGAGCUUGUUCGAAAAGACGGGCAUCCUGGGCACCAAGAUCGACCUGGUGCUGGCCAUAAUACGCAUGGGGCUCUUCUACGGCGACAAGCCCCUCGUCGGGAAGCAGGUCGAGCGGGCCAAGACGCUCGUCGAGACGGGCGGCGACUGGGACCGCCGCAACCGCCUCAAGGCCUACGAGGGCCUGCACCUCAUCACCGUCCGCGCCUACAACACCGCCGCGCCGCUCCUGCUCGACUCCCUCUCCACAUUCACCAGCUACGAACUCUGCACCUACUCCAACCUCGUCGUCUACUCGGUCCUCGCCGGCUCCGUCUCCCUCAAGCGCGUCGACUUCAAGUCCAAGGUCGUCGACGCCCCCGAGAUCAAGGCCAUCAUGGGCGACGGCGAGGACAAGCUGCUGGCCCUCAGCGGCGCCCUCAGCGCGGGCCCCGGCGCCGACGACUCCGCGGGCGAUAAGCUCCCCAAGGCGGCGGCCACCACGGCGGUCAACCUGACCACCCUGGGCACCAGCACCGACCAGCCCGAGGCCGAGAUGGCCAUUGACUUUAGCCCCCUCGCCCUGCUCGUCAGCAGCCUGUACAACGGCAACUACAAGACCUUUUUCCAGUCCCUCGCCUCCGUCGAGGAGCAGUUCCUCAACCACGACCGCUACCUGCACGAGCACAAGAGCUGGUUCAUCCGCGAGAUGCGCCUCCGCGCCUAUCAGCAGCUGCUGCAGAGCUACCGCGUCGUCGGAUUAGAAAGCAUGGCCAACGACUUUGGCGUCACGGUCGACUUUUUGGACCGCGAUCUGGCUCGAUUCAUCGCUGCCGGCCGCAUCCCUUGCACCAUUGACCGCGUCACCGGCAAGGGCGUCAUCGAGACCAACCGUCCCGACGACAAGAACAAGCAGUACCAGGACGUCGUCCGCCAGGGCGAUCAGUUGAUUACGAAGCUGCAAAAGUACGGCCAGGCUGUCAGACUAAGGGGUAGCGAGAGAGCAUGA
Molecule: messenger RNA, 1458 nt
Organism: Trichoderma aggressivum f. europaeum
Lineage: Eukaryota; Fungi; Ascomycota; Sordariomycetes; Hypocreales; Hypocreaceae
Exons: 3
Coding region: 1-1458 (485 amino acids)
Biological process (GO): proteasome-mediated ubiquitin-dependent protein catabolic process
Cellular component (GO): proteasome regulatory particle
Source: RefSeq, a predicted model, not a curated record